AUGGGCGUUGCCUAUGAUUGGCAAGCAUGGCGGUCCCUCAAAUUCGGAAGGUACAGCAACGUCGUGCCGAAGACGCUGUGGGGCCGGCUGAUCUCGAUAAUCUACGCACUGACGGGGAUCCCGCUGCUGCUGGUGUACCUGAGCACCGUCGGCGACGUCCUGGCGCGGAGCUUCGGUCGGCUCUACGGGCGGCUGUGCCGCCCCCGAAGCUGCACGCGGAAGCCGUCGAAGGCGUACCACAACCACGUGGACUCGAAAUCCGGGGGCAAUUACUACCCGAGCAAGGACAGCUCCUGCGACGACCUUGGAAGGGCGGGGAGCGUGGUCCUCCUCGACUGCGGCAGCGAGGGGCUGCAGGCGGCCUCGUCGUCGACGGCGCUGGACCCUGGCAGCAAGGGGCACCUCCACCACGGCUUCCACCAUCGCCUGCCGUGUCCGAAGGCCGUCAGGAUCCCGAUAACUCUCUGCCUGCUCAUCAUAAUCGCGUACAUUUGCGGCGGCGCUGUCCUCUUCAAUCGCCUCGAGGGUUGGUCGCUCCUCGAGAGCAGCUACUUCUGCUUCACGAGUCUCGGCACGAUCGGGUUCGGCGACCUGGUCCCCGGUGGUGCGGCAGCGCCCUCGGCGAUCCUCGAGGAGCUCUCGCUCUGCGCCACCUCGCUCUACAUCCUCCUCGGUAUGGGCCUGAUCGCGAUGUGCUUCAACCUGGUGCAGGAGCAGGUUCUCCACGUCGUCCGGGCCGUCGGACGGUUCUGCGGCAUGGGGGGCGGCGGUCCGGCCGAGGGGGCCCCCGACUGUCGGGGCCCUGGCGCCCCCGACGACGAGGGCAUACCGAUGUCCGUCAGCAAACGGCCCGCCCCGUCACCCGGGCACCACUCCCUGCCUCGGAAGAAGAUCGGCGUCCCGGACUGCCGUGCCAACUCUCACUUCCAGCGGGGCCAGCCGACGCGACGGUCCGGAGGGCCCGGAAUCUCCCCCGACGACGGACCCGCGCACUUCGAGUACUUCGUCCCACGAAGCGUCAGCGAGUUCAACCUGGCCGCCGCCGUUUCCGACAUCGCCGUCCCCCCGCCCCCGGCCUCCGUUCUCAGGCCCGCCUCCGCGACGUCGGCGCUUCGGGCCCCCGGGGGGGGACCGCAGGGUGGUGGACGCAUCGCCGACGCCAUCAACGCCGCCAAGAGCCGGGAGAAGAUGGUGACCUUCGAGGACGAGGGCACAUCCGCCGUCGGCUCUACUCCGACGAGGAAAAACCUCACCGCUCUUGGCGACGUGUUCAUGUGA
Molecule: messenger RNA, 1278 nt
Organism: Neodiprion fabricii
Lineage: Eukaryota; Metazoa; Arthropoda; Insecta; Hymenoptera; Diprionidae
Product: potassium channel subfamily K member 18-like
Exons: 3
Coding region: 1-1278 (425 amino acids)
Biological process (GO): stabilization of membrane potential; potassium ion transmembrane transport
Cellular component (GO): membrane
Molecular function (GO): potassium ion leak channel activity
Source: RefSeq, a predicted model, not a curated record